AAAAACGGCACGAAAGCCAUGUUGGAGUUAGACCCUACCCUUUUUGUUUCGCUAUCACGACGCAGAUGUUUCGAAAGCAGCGCGAACCCUAGACUCUAUUUACAUUUCAUCAGCUGAUUUAUGUAGAAGGACUGGAAAUUCAGUGCUUCUUUUAUUUUGGGUUGUUAGCAGUUCUUCAUUCUGUUUUAUUCUGUCCUUCUGUUGAAACCGCUUAUAGCGGCUGACUCCAUCCUCAGUGAGCGGAUGACCGACCUGCACUGAGAUAGAGCGGCAGCCAUGUUGCGCCGACCGGCCGUCGGCUUGCUCCGCUGCAGUCGCCGCCAGUGCCCGCUGCUGGCACGACGGCUCAGCUCUGCGCAGCUGGCACAUGCGCUCAGGCCAUUCUACUUUGUGGUUCACCCUGACCUGUUUCAUCAGUAUCCUGACUUUAAGAAUGUGAAUGAAGGCUCUCUUCAGUUUCUCCAAGCUCACCUGGACAAGCUGCUGAACUCGAAGCGAGUGGCUCCGAGCACCGUAACGUUUUACGUUCGCGACGUCGAGCAGAAGGGGAACCGCGCACAAGCGGCUCCGGCGCCGGUGCAGAUCGCCCUGGCCCCGGACCUGAAGCGGACGGUUCGCACUGUCCUGGAACAGUGUCGGCUGCCCACCACCUACCUGGACAGUCUGCCGGCGGGACAGAGCGGCCGGCCGGCCCGCCCGCGCCGACCCACACCCCCCCUGGAUGACCUGUUUGCUGAGAUGGGUGCGGAGCCCGAGGCGCCGCCGCAGAGGCCCGAGAUGACCCUGUUCACGUGGCUGGCGCGCACCGGCGGCGAGACACGGCGCAGGGCGGCUGCGUCCGCGCGCACCCGCGCCGAGAUCGGCCGCCUGCGCGCCGCGCUCGUCUCGCGACUGCAUCUGUCAGCGAUGGAGUGGCGCUGUGGCUGGGGCGCUGAGCACUUCCGGGGGUGUCUGCGCAGCUUUGACACGCUGGUCAACCACCAUCCGGAUGUUAGUGAGCUGCUCAGAGACAAGACGGUGGUAUUCGGUAACGAGUCGGGCGUCAGUCUGGACGGCCACCUGAUCCUCAACAGCGGGGAGGUGAUCACCAACUGGAUCAGCGUGAUCCGGCGGUGCGCCGACGACAAGCUCUACCUGCAGAAGGUGCCGCACCUGCAGCGCGCCCUCUCCCGCCACCUGAGGGACAUCCAGGUGGUACACAGGAAGUUUCAGCCGAUCACCAUGGUGACCAGCUACGAGCAGCAGCUGCGCCGUCUGGUGACGAGCAUGGGCGACUUCUGGGGCAGCCAUGGCUACCCUCGCUCGUGGCCCGACAAACUCAGUCACCUACAGUUGGUGGUCGAAUCCGAGUCGGGGCCACUGUUCCUGUCACCCAUGGGUCAGAUCAUCGCCCCCUCCUCCUGUCCGCCUUCACUACUGGUUCGGUAUAUUACCGAUUGUAUGGUGGAAGCAGAACAGAAACUGGAAGAGUACACUCGUCUUUCUCACGAUGAGACGGCGGUGACGGCCGAGUGUGCGGCGGCGCUCGGUCUGCGCCGGCUGGAGAAGCAGGACAACAUUCUACCGCAGCAGAUGCUGGCCUGCUGCCGCCGACUGUUGGCACACCGGCACCGCCUGGCUCCAGUUCUGACCGACUGGCGUAUCUCUGUGGCGCACUACUACGCCGUGGACGGCGAUGGAGCGUGCACGCUACCGUGGGACUGGUUGGACUGAGGGGAGGGGUGGGUAGGAUUUAGGAGAGUGAUAGGGGAGGAUGUCUUGGGUUAGAGAGUGACAGAGGACCAAUUACCGGGACUGAGGGACAGUUGGGACCUUGUGAGAAUGGGUGUACUGAAGAACCUGUGAUGUGUGCGGAGGCGGACGGGGCAUUGCGAAUACUGUGACCUGCUGUAUGUGGAUUGACUAGAGGUGCUGUGUUAAAACUGAUUGGGCCACGUUACUUGUUUUGACCGUUAUUUCUGAAUUUGGGCUUGACGGUACGGUGGCAUUGUAGGGAUUCGGUUUAACAUAACUUGAUGUUUUUCUGGUCGGCCAGUUCCCUAGAUGUGAACCAUGCCUGAAUCCGUCGCUGGUUUGAACGACCUAGGAUAUACUCGUAUGUUUGUGACCUACCGCAUAGUGCAGUACUUUUCUUGUGAUUUGCAAAUGGAGCAAGUGAUUCGUGUACUUUUAGGCAGUUGAACGCAUUUCAGGACGUAGAUUGAGACAGAACAUAGUAUGAUGUCUCACGA
Molecule: messenger RNA, 2231 nt
Organism: Amphibalanus amphitrite
Lineage: Eukaryota; Metazoa; Arthropoda; Thecostraca; Balanomorpha; Balanidae
Product: T-cell activation inhibitor, mitochondrial-like
Exons: 10
Coding region: 277-1713 (478 amino acids)
Cellular component (GO): mitochondrion
Source: RefSeq, a predicted model, not a curated record